CACACAACUAUAGAAAAUUAUUUAAAAAAAUAACAAAAACGUAACGAAUUCAAACAAUUGUGCAGAACAAUGUCACGUAUGAAAUUACAACUCUGUAACAACGUAGCCAUUAAAAGACAAUGGCAACUCUUAUCAAAAACAUUUGGCUAUCAAUUUCGUCAACAGUUGUUUUAGUAACUUUUGUGUGUGAAAAGUGUAAAUUUUUAUUAAUUCCGAAAUACAAAAAAUAAAUAAACAAUAUGCCGUGUUGGUAUUGGGAUAAAAAGGAGUUGGGUGAUACACCUUCCAUUUUGGAUGGUAUAUCGUUUGAGACUGAACGCCGCUACCGUAAGGAGGGUGCACGUUUUAUAAUGAAUUGUGGCACACAGAUGGGAUUAGGUCACAAUACUAUGGCUACCGGUGUAGUCUACUUUCAUCGUUUUUAUAUGUUUCAUUCCUUCAAAAGUUUUCCAAGAUACGUAACAGCAUGUUGCUGCCUCUUCCUUGCUGGUAAAGUUGAAGAAACACCGAAAAAGUGUCGCGACAUAAUAAAAAUAGCAAGAACUUUGUUGUCGGAUAACUAUUUCUAUUCGUUUGGAGAAGAUCCCAAAGAAGAGGUCAUGACGCUGGAGCGCAUCUUGUUACAAACUAUAAAAUUUGAUUUGCAAGUGGAACACCCUUACACAUUUCUUCUAAAAUAUGCGAAAUGUUUCCGUGGUGAUCAAGUGAAAUUACAAAAAAUGGUGCAAAUGGCUUGGAAUUUUGUUAAUGACUCUCUGAGCACGGUUGUAUGCUUGCAAUGGGAACCCGAAAUUAUCGCAGUGGCACUUAUACAUCUAGCUAGUAAGCUGAGUAAAUUUACCGUCGCCGACUGGAUCGGACGUCAACCGAGCAAUAACCGUUGGUGGGACAUGUUUGUAUCAGAUGUAACAAUGGAUAUACUUGAGGAUAUAUGUCAUCAAGUGUUGGACUUAUAUCAACCCAAUCAAAAGGAGUCCGAAGCCAACAGUCCACCACAAAAACCACCCAGUCGCGCAGAUAGUCCUACACCAACAAAACCUUUAAUUGCCACUCCCAACACUGGUUCUCCAGCAUCAAAACUAAAGCCACCACAAUCUGGUACUUUUAAUUCAGCCACAUUAGCUACGAUACCAACUGUUGGUGAGCUCGGUAAUAUUCAAAGCAUAAAAUCACUGGCUAAUUCUGGCCCAAUAGCACCGUCCGUUGGAGAACCUACCGCUAUACCCACCGUCGGUAUGACCUCAAAUUAUCACAAUAUGUAUCCGCCACCAGCUUCAGUAACAACACAUCCAAUACAUUCGUUGUAUAAUUCAUCUGUUCCUGCGCCACCUCAACCACCAUCACAUAAUUACGCAGGUCCAGGUGGACCAUCCAAUGUCGUACCACCACCACUUCCACCACCUAUAGGACCAUAUAAUAUGGCACCAGCAGCAUCAUGGGGCGGUCCAGGUUUAAACACAAAUUCACAUUAUCCAUCAAAUGUACAACCGCCCAUGCCACCUGGACCAAGUGGUGGGGGCUCACAACACGGUUACCAGGUAUCUUCGCAAUAUUCUCGACGUAAUUACAUGUGAUUUAUAUUCUCAAUAAAUACGAAAGUGGUUUUAUGCAAAGCAGAUUUAAAAAAAUUUAGAAAUUUACCAUUCGCAUUAAUAAAAAUUUGAUACAAAUAAUUUAUUAUAAAAUAUAGACGAUAUAAAAAAUG
This is a messenger RNA of Zeugodacus cucurbitae (melon fly), 1705 nucleotides long. Its product is annotated as cyclin-K. The transcript has 2 exons. Bases 240 to 1574 code for a protein of 444 amino acids. Gene Ontology annotation, molecular function: cyclin-dependent protein serine/threonine kinase activator activity. Gene Ontology annotation, cellular component: cyclin/CDK positive transcription elongation factor complex; nucleus. NCBI's taxonomy places the organism in Eukaryota, Metazoa, Arthropoda, Insecta, Diptera, Tephritidae. The record is from RefSeq and is a predicted model, not a curated record. Gene Ontology annotation, biological process: regulation of transcription by RNA polymerase II; positive regulation of DNA-templated transcription, elongation.